Chondrus crispus (carragheen) is the source of this 3123-nucleotide messenger RNA. RefSeq lists its product as hypothetical. The transcript has 4 exons. Gene Ontology annotation, biological process: SCF-dependent proteasomal ubiquitin-dependent protein catabolic process. Gene Ontology annotation, cellular component: SCF ubiquitin ligase complex. The record is from RefSeq and is a predicted model, not a curated record. Lineage: Eukaryota; Rhodophyta; Florideophyceae; Gigartinales; Gigartinaceae. The coding region runs from base 1 to 1992 and encodes 663 amino acids.
AUGUCUCAAAUACGUCUCUCAUGCAGGUCAACUGAUUUCGUUAACCCUUACCCCUCAACAUGGGUCAUCUUUAUACCGUCUUCUAGCAUCUCAUUCAUCAAAUUUCAUGCUUUGUAUUCCCGUUUUCUUUCAAUUUCGCAAUCUAUGCCUGUAGUUGGACAACCUCUCGGCGAACGAAAGACUUACUGCGGCUUAUUCUGCCCGACCUGGUUUCAUGAAGAUUGCAUCACGAAUGCCGCUCCGGAUACAGUCGAAGCUUGCCUGUCUCGACCCUUCUGGCAACGGAAUUGCACCAUGAAUGUCUUUCACCAAACAACUCGUGCACCAGCUCAUCGUCUUCGUCGGCCCCGAAGUAAGCUUCUCCAGUUACCAUGGGAGGUGCUUCGCCGAAUCAUGCUUUUCACAAUGGAUUCGUUAGAUGUGUAUGACCCUUCAACUCUGUGCGACCACCCGAGGCCAGGGGCCUGCAGUCAACACUGCAGGGAGGUGUUCUUGAAUGUCUCGAAUCCGGUUGCCCUUCAGAAUGGCCUUCGACUUGCACUAACAUGUCACGUCAUGCACUCAGUCUUUCAAGACGCCUUGACAGGCGUCAAGCUGGUCAGUUCAUGGCAAGUAAAACAGAAUACUCUGAUAGCGGCUUGCAAAAUUGCUGCCAACAACUUGAGGGCUGUACACGUCGAAUGCAGCGCUCCAGUUACCGCUGCUCUGACGGAAGUCAUAUCGCUGAGACCACCUGUUCGCCACUUCGUCCUCAUUGGAAUCAAUAUUUCAAAAGCAUUGAUGGCCGAUAUCAUCUUCUACGUGGGGAUCUCUUUGGAAAACCUCGUUGUCUCGGCCGCUCCAAGUCUGGAUGACACGGUUGUAGACCUCAUCUCAGAUAAAUGUGAGUCGUUGAGGCAUUUAGAGCUCGGAGGGUCUCGUCGUGUAUCUCGCAUGAGUUUGAUUCGGUUGUUCACAAGAAUAGGAAUCAACUUGUGCGGAAUUGAAAUGAAUUCAGUCCAUCACGAAUCACUCAACGAAGACGUACUUGCAGCUAUUGGGCAGUAUUGCAGCAAGCUGACAUGUAUCCGUCUAAAAAACCUUCCAUGGGUAUCGGAUGUUGGUAUGGCAGGUUUUUUGAAACAGCGCGCACAGCAGUUGAAAGAGUUGCGAAUCGUUGAUUGUCACAGGGCAUCGUUUCGCAUUCUUUGCUUUUUUUGCAAACGCAGCACUGUGCUUGAGAAGCUUCAUUUCUCAGUACAAAAGGGAUCAUGGAUUCCGCUCCGAAGGCAGAUGGAAGCGGGGUACAUAACAUCAUCAGACGAGGAGAGAGUGGUCGAGUACACAGAAGAUGAUAUUUAUUUAAGUGGAGGGGAGAAAGCGUUAGUGCGGCUAUCUCGCAAAUGCCGACAUUUGCACCAUCUUACUAUCUCUGAUAUUAGCGUUUCUGACGCAGCUCUAAGCUGCAUUUCUAAAGCGAGUGGACCCUCAUUGAGGUAUUUGAACAUCCGACAUUGCUAUUCCCUCGGAAAUGCAACUCUCCUCAGUUGGGCGAAACACUGUCGGUCACUCAUUUCUCUCGACAUCUCAUAUCUUCCAAUGGUGGAAGAUUCCGCUUUUGAGGAGCUACUGCGUGCGCUUCAAGACUCGUUAGAGGAAUUGCAAAUUCUUGGAUGCACCGGACUGACCAAUAACGCAAUUCAAAACAUCAUACCUCGAUAUGGCAGACGCCUGCAAGUCGUAAGGCUUUCCUACUGCAACUUCUCGAUGUCAGCUCUCUCUUCUCUCAAAGAGGCUUUACCUCGGGUAACUCUAUUCGCGUCUCGUAAACCCAGUGCUGCUGCUUUCUUCAAGCAGUCCAUAACAUGGGGUCGAUUGGGGAUGCGAGCAUCGGUGUGGAGCAGGAACAAGGUGAUUUUCAACAGCAUCCACGGAUCCCCCGUGGAAAGAGCUCCCGGAAAAGAGCUCGUCACAAUCGACCUGAGAGAUGGAGAAACUGCGGCUGCUAGAUAAGCUUGCUUUGCUGUGUCUGCAUCACAUUCCAUUCCUAGGCCAAUUUCGAAACAAAAGCCAGACCAUAGGAGACAUGUCAGUGAAUUUCGUGCAAUUCCCAUAGCGAGGAGGUUGAGACAAGAUGCAUAGCUCCUCUCGCCAAAAGUGCCGUCCAUCCAACACAGUGCGCGGAUCUCAAAAGCUUCAACUGAUCCUUGAAGCAUUGCCUGACGCAGCAUGUCACGAGCCUUUUCUGGCUGCGAUCUUACGCCGAUGCCGAAAAUUUGUGCUACAGCAUUGGCAACUAGAGAGUCUGGACAGCCUGUUUUCGCUGCUGCUUCGUAGUAUUUGUAAGCGUUUCUCAAGUUUUGAACACUAGAAGAAGUGUCGACGUAGCGGAACUCGAAGCCUAGUUGGGCCAGACGCGUCCUAUCAGCUGCCAUUCGAUAUACUUGCGGACUCGAUGGAGUUGGAGCAGUGCAGUUCACCUUUUCGGGCGUGAGCUGGCGGUUGUUAGAGACCUGUUUGUCUGUCUCAAACUUGUUUGGGCCAGGGUCCUUAAUACGACUGUCCCUGAGGGGAAUGCCUUUGAAUUUCCCAGCACAUGGCGAUGUGCUUUGAGGCGCAGUGUCUUGUUCUGAUGCGGAAUUGUGUUCAGUUGUGGACGUACAAUCUCCAUCGCUGAGCUCUGAACCGGGAAAGCGCAAGGAAUCGAUAGAUGCAAGGCUCCAUCGCGACGAUUCUGAGCCGAAGUUGGAAUCAGAAGUUGCGAUUCCGCUGGUCGCUGCUUGUAAGGCACCCAGAACAGAGGCACUGGUGAUUCGAUUCCUUGUAUCCUCUUCUUCCAUUGUGAUCAAUCGAAGCCUGUCCAUAGAACACAAUAACAGCUAAGCCCAGGAACAAUGCGUACAGUGAUGAUGAAGACUACGCUGUUCGGCACUCCUUUCACGCAACCCUUUGGCCUUGAAGUACUUGUUAAACAAGUUCACAUUUUGAGAGAGCUGUUCUCGGGAAGGCUGCUAUCACGACCAAUGUGAAGAAGUGAUCAUGUUAAAAACUAUGUCGUUCGCCUACGCAAACAGUGAACUUGCUCUUUUUGUGACAUGAAUUUUUGAUAAAAUCUUGUAACGAGGAGAUCCCUUGUCCACGUCU